This is a messenger RNA of Nerophis ophidion (straightnose pipefish), 5032 nucleotides long. It is a transcript of the gene ppp3cca, whose product is annotated as protein phosphatase 3, catalytic subunit, gamma isozyme, a. Gene Ontology annotation, molecular function: calmodulin binding; calmodulin-dependent protein phosphatase activity. The transcript has 14 exons. Gene Ontology annotation, cellular component: cytoplasm; calcineurin complex. Lineage: Eukaryota; Metazoa; Chordata; Actinopteri; Syngnathiformes; Syngnathidae. The record is from RefSeq and is a predicted model, not a curated record. Bases 599 to 2131 code for a protein of 510 amino acids. Gene Ontology annotation, biological process: calcineurin-mediated signaling.
UUGUAGGAAAUCCACCCGCGGCUCCUUAUUGACAGAUUACUCUAAUCUGAGGAGGAGGACACGCUGUCAACACCCGCUCGCCGUUUUGGGGGAAACACUUUGUUUAUACGCGCGCUGCACAAGAUGUGGUUUUAUUUUCCACAUAGAAGAUGAAGAGUCGGGUGCAUUUUUUUUGUCUUUAUGGCCUCAGUUUGUCCGCCCACUUGUCACACAGAACAAUGUGAGCUGGCUAACUAGCCGGACAAACCUCAGUCGGAUUAAACUACCAACGCCAGCUAAUAUCUGAUAUUAUUAGCUGCAGGUAAACGUUAUUAUUCGCUCUUUUUUUUCUUUUAAAUCCCCGCUAACGUUCACAUUUCGCCUUUAUUCAGCAUUAAUGUUGCUGAAAGGAAGCUAGCACGGACACAAAGAGCUGGCGUUCCUGGGCUAGAUUUUUAUUUAUUUUUAUUUUAUUUUAUUUUUAAACCCUUUUUAGUUGACCUGACAUUUAUUAUUUAUAUUUUAAAAGCGAGAGUCAAGCCUAUAUGUGCGACUUUAUGUCCGGCUAGCUGGGGAGAGAACGCCACGAUAUUUCAGCCGCAACGCGCAAGAAAGCAAGAUGUCAGGGAAGGAUAAAGAUAAAGAUAAAGCCGACAAACAGUCCACGACGGAGCGUCUUGUUAAAGCUGUGCCAUACCCCCCACAACAUAAACUGACAAUAAAAGAGCUAUUCGAGGAUGGCAAGCCCAAUGCAGAGCUGCUCCGUAACCACCUCGUGAAGGAGGGCAGGGUGGAAGAAGAUGUGGCUUUAAAGAUCAUCAAUGAUGGCGCCAAUAUCCUUCGCCAAGAGAAGUGCAUGCUGGAAGUGGAGGCGCCUAUCACAGUGUGUGGAGACGUCCAUGGCCAAUUCUUUGACCUCAUGAAGUUGUUUGAAGUGGGGGGAUCACCCAGCAACACACGGUAUCUCUUCCUCGGAGACUACGUAGAUCGAGGAUACUUCAGCAUUGAGUGCGUUCUCUACCUCUGGUCGCUCAAGAUCAACCACCCCACCACACUCUUCCUCCUGCGAGGGAACCAUGAGUGCCGGCACCUCACAGAGUACUUCACCUUCAAACAGGAAUGUAAAAUUAAGUACUCAGAAAGGGUCUAUGAUGCCUGUAUGGAGGCUUUUGACUGCCUGCCCCUUGCUGCCCUGCUUAACCAACAGUUCUUGUGUGUCCACGGUGGGCUCUCACCAGAAAUCAACUGCCUUGAUGACAUAAGGAAAUUAGAUAGAUUUAAGGAGCCUCCAGCGUUCGGACCAAUGUGUGAUCUGAUUUGGGCCGACCCCGGUGAAGACUACGGCAGUGAAAAGACAAGCGAACACUUCAACCAUAACUCUGUCAGAGGAUGCUCCUACUUUUUCAGUUACUCAGCUGUCUGUGACUUUUUGGUAAAUAAUAACUUGUUGUCAGUAAUUAGAGCCCAUGAAGCACAAGAUGCAGGAUAUCGGAUGUACAGAAAAAGUCAAACUACUGGCUUCCCUUCAUUAAUCACAAUCUUUUCAGCUCCAAAUUACCUUGAUGUUUACAACAACAAAGCUGCUGUAUUAAAAUACGAAAACAACGUGAUGAAUAUCAGACAGUUCAACUGUUCCCCCCACCCUUACUGGUUGCCCAAUUUUAUGGACGUCUUCACAUGGUCUUUGCCUUUUGUCGGGGAGAAAGUGACAGAGAUGUUGGUGAAUGUGCUCAACAUUUGCUCGGACGAUGAGCUCAUGUCAGAAGGAGACGAUCUCUAUGAAGGUGGCACCACAGCAAUGCGUAAGGAGGUCAUCCGCAACAAGAUCCGUGCAGUGGGGAAAAUGGCUCGGGUCUUCUCAGUACUCAGGGAGGAGAGUGAGAGUGUAUUAACUCUUAAAGGCCUGACUCCGACCGGAACGCUUCCCGUGGGAGUGCUGUCAGGUGGCAAGCAGACCUUACAAACCGCUACCCUUGAGGCAGCUAAAGCAAAAGCCAUCCAAGGCUUCUCUCCCACGCGGAAAAUUCGCAAUUUCGAGGAGGCCCGCGGCCUGGACAGGAUCAACGAGCGCAUGCCGCCUCGCAAAGAUGCCCAGCAACCUGACGGCACCAUCAACACCAGUGCACCCAACAACAACGGCACUGAUGGAUAAAUCACCAGAAAAAAAAUCACAUUUUAGUCAUCUUAACACAUCCUCCCCCACCUCCUGCCUGCACACCCUGGCCGGCAACAGGAAACAUCGCCGGGGGAAAAAGAAACACUGUAUUUAUUAAAAGCAUACAUUAGAUAUUUUGUGUCAUAGCAUCCAAUGAUGGAAUGAAGACAUUUUGCAGUGUAAACGUACGUUCACAUCCAGGCUUACGUCACAUCAGGUACAGUAUGUACAGUAGUACUCCCCCUCUUUUGGAUCUUCUGGCCUUUUCUUGCUUUUAAAUCAAUGAAAUCACGCUCAUUUGAACGGAGCUUUUUUGACAAGAAAUGUUCCUGUCUUUUAGGCCCCAUUCCUGGUCUGAUCUCGCGUGACUAGAAGAGGCGGGUUAAUCAUUUUUGCGAUGCGGCCUGCUGAAAAUGACUGAAAGCGAGCGCCACGCUUGGAAUGGCCACAAAAGUACAUUUGAAGAUAUUCAACGCUUUACUGAUUCGUCACGUUUCAGGAGUCAGGUAAACCACGACGAAUGGGGCCAAAUGACUCCUCUUUAAUAUAUAUACAGUAUAUAUAUAAAUAUAUUAUUACAUAUUUAUAAGUAUUCACCCCCUGAAAGUCAUAUUUACAACCGAUCAAACUGUUAAGUUGCAAUGUGGGCUUCGUUUCUUCAACUCGCAGCCCUCAGGUCCACAUUUUAUGGCCCUUUACCUAACUUCAUAGUGUAGUGCAGUGUUUUUCAACCACUUAAGUGAGGCUGAUGUAUGAAAAAACAAAAACGUUCCACCUAAAAUGUAGUGUUAGCGGCUUUUAUACCAGUGCGGUUUAUAGUCCGGAAUAUAUAUUAAUUUGGCUUUUUGGAUAAGAAGCGCCAAAGUGAAAACGCAGAUAUAUACUUGUAUGUUGUGAAAUUAAAUAUUUACAUCGAAAGACUUUGUAAAUCCCUAUUUACAAACCUUCAUUGUUUCCAAAGGUUGCCUGUAACAGGGCAGUAAAACGGCUGAUUAUACAAAACAGAAAAGGCAUUAAUGUCUUUAUUCAUCAUUUUUGAGAUGAAUGCAAUGUUCUUCUUUUUUAAAAAGGUUCAAGAUGUUUGUCAGUGUACAAAAGACUUCUUUUCUCUUUGUGUCAUUGGGUUGCUUGAGUGUAGGUCACUUUUACGACACUGGGUGGGUCACUGAACGCAUCAUUACAUCAGUAAGCUCUGAAAGUUACAGUGUACUUCGACAUCAAUUGUUAAUUGGCAAUGUGCGUCAAAGCAAAGUGAGUUACUUUUAUAUACACUUAAAUAUCACUUGAUGUGGGCUUAAAACUGUAGUGCAACUCAUUUUGUCCGUUUUAUUGUAGUAUAAUGGCUGUUUGGCGUCAGGUUCACAAGCUAACUGCUCGCUGAAUAUCAUACCCUGAUUGGGGCCUGUUUGUUAGCCCCAAUUAAACAAUUAACUUUCAGAGCUUAAUGAUAUAAUGAUGCGUUCAAAGCCCCCUCCUGUUUCGUAAAAGUUAACUACACUCAAGCAACCCAAUGACAAAGAGAAAAGAAGCGUUACAGAGACAGUCGGUAAACAUCUUGAAUUUUCUUAAAAGAGGAGAAUAUUUUAUUCAUCUCAAAAACGAUUAAUGCCUUUUCUGUUUUGUAUAACCAGCCGUUUUACUGCCCUGUUACAGGCAACCUUUGGAAACAAUGAAGGUUUGUAAAUAGGGAUUUACAAAGUCUUUCGAUGUAAAUAUUUAAUUCCACAACAUAUCUGCUUCUUAGGUUAGGCUGAUGUAUGAAUAUUUUUUUCAGGGUUCUUCUUCCUCGUACCAUGUAAACACUUGGGAGUUUGAACAGUUUCUUAAAGUGGAUCAUUUUAGUACUUUAUUGGAUAUCUUUGCUUAAUCCAUCAUUUAAUACAGGGGUCUCAGACACGAGACGUUAUUUUGCGGCCCAGACUUAAAUAUGAAAGUUUAAUGUUAGUGCGGCCUGCGAGUUUUAUAUGAAUAGCGCUUGACAGCGUUUUAUUUGGGGCCAAAAUGGCUCUUUCAACGUUUUGGGUUGCCUACCCUUGCAUUAGUGGAAAAGCGGCAAAUGAGUGAAAGCGACAGCAACGUAGCCAUGGAGACGAGGGUUUUCUUACCUGUCCGUCAGUAAUAACAGUCCCUGAUAAUCUAAAAAAAUGUUUUAAGAAAUCUUUUCUUGCGGCCCAGCCUCUGAAUCCAGUGGCCCCCUGGUGAAUUGAGUUUGAGACCCCUGAUUUAAUAGAAUUAAUAAUGUAAUGUAAAUUAGCCGCACCUGUGUAUAAAUUAAAGGGUUCAAAGUUUGGUUAAAAGUAGUGGCUUAUAGUCCGGAAAAUCCGAAAAAUCGAUUUCAUUGUUAAAAGCAAUAGAAGCAUGCAGGAUCAGAGGGUGGUAAAUACUUCUGUUGGACGCUGCUGUAAAUACACAGUAUUUAAAUACAUAGGAAAAAAAAAAUCUACGUUUGAGUUGGUACUGUUAGAUGAGGCUCUAGUUUUUUUUUUUUUGUCAUUGUUUAUGUGUUUGAAUCAGUUAAGUGUUCAUUCUGCAGCCUCGUUUGGAUCUUAGAGGAUUUCCAUUGACGCAAAAGUGUUUGCUUGAAGAAAAAAAUAACAAUUUUUCUACUUUAAACAAAAAUGCGAUGUCUUAUUUAUAACAUUUUCUGCACAACUUUGACGAAGACAUGGAAGGAUUAGUGAGCAGAUGUUGAGGCUCCAUGUCACCGCCUGGUAUUCAACACAUCACUUUUAUUUCGGCUUCCAACAAAAGAGGACAUUUUGUUGCCCAAACAACACUCUUGGCAAAUAUUUCAGUAUUUAUUGGACUUACAGCAGUUGAAAUGACUGUUAAAAAAAACAAAAACAUGUUGAUCUUAUUGUUGCUUUAAAGCUGUAGUCCAUCGACUGUUUGAUGAAA